Messenger RNA from Staurois parvus, 393 nucleotides. NCBI's taxonomy places the organism in Eukaryota, Metazoa, Chordata, Amphibia, Anura, Ranidae. The record is from the annotation of a GenBank genome assembly.
AUGGCUCAAGCACUCAGGGGCACCACAGGUAGCUAUACUCCGGGCAUGCCAUCAGGACACGGGGUGGUCAGUGCGCACCACAGCGGGGGGGGCCGUUCAGAAACACGGGGUGGUCGGGUGCACACAGCGGGGACAGUUCAGGAUACGAAGUGGUCGGUGCACCACUGGGGAACAGUUCUGAACACGGCGUGGUCGGUGCACACAGCAGGCACAGUUCAGGACACAGGAGUGGUCGGUGCACACAGCAGGCACAGUUCAGGACACAGGUGGUCAGUGGACACAACAGGGAACAGACAGUUCAGGACACGGUUUUUCGUGGUCGGUUUGCACACAGCGGGGACAGUUCAGAACACGGGUGGUGGUCGGUGCACACAGCAGGCACAGUUCAGGACA